This is a messenger RNA of Lathyrus sativus (Indian pea), 1956 nucleotides long. NCBI's taxonomy places the organism in Eukaryota, Viridiplantae, Streptophyta, Magnoliopsida, Fabales, Fabaceae. The record is from the annotation of a GenBank genome assembly.
AUGGCAACAAAACACACAUCAAUGGAUCCAAUCUUCAUCCUCUUGCUACUUCUACUCACAGGACCUCAACUUGCUCCAGCAGAUCUAGAUUCCGAACGAGCUGCAUUGCUGGCUCUCCGUUCCUCUGUCGGUGGCCGAACCCUUUUCUGGAACGCAACCAACCAGACUCCAUGCAACUGGGCCGGUGUUCAAUGCGACGACAACCGUGUCGUCGAGCUUCAUCUCCCCGGCGUCGCUCUCUCCGGACAAAUACCUUCCGGCAUAUUCUCCAAUCUAACUCACCUCCGCACUCUCAGUCUUCGUUUCAACGCUCUCACCGGUUCACUCCCUUCAGAUCUGGCUUCCUGUGUCAACCUCAGGAACCUUUAUCUUCAACGAAACCUUCUCUCCGGCGAAAUCCCUCACUUUCUGUUUGACUUACCGGAUUUGGUUCGACUCAACAUGGGCUUCAACAACUUCUCAGGUCCCAUUUCCACCUCAUUCAACAACUUCACCAGACUCAAAACCCUCUACCUUGAAAACAACCACCUUUCUGGUUCUAUACCGGAACUCACUCGUUUGACCCUCGAUCAGUUCAAUGUCUCCAACAAUGUCUUAAACGGUUCUGUUCCCGUUAAGCUUCAGACCUUCCCUCAAGAUUCCUUUUUGGGAAAUUCUCUAUGCGGUCGACCUCUUUCUCUUUGUCCCGGAACCGAGACGAACGAUUCUUCUCCUUUCUCUACCGACGGAGGUAACACUAGUAAGAAGAAGAACAACUUGUCUGGAGGAGCCAUUGCUGGAAUUGUCAUUGGAUCUAUCGUGUUUCUUCUUUUGCUCGUUUUCCUUUUGAUCUUCCUGUGUAGGAACAAGAGUAGCAAGAAAACUAGUGCUGUUGAUGUUGCUACCGUCAAGCAUCCUGAAGCUGAUGUUCCUCGUGAUAAGUCUAUUUCCGACCUGGAGAACGGCAAUGGAUAUGCUUCAGCUGCUACUGCUGCUGCUGCGGUGGUUGCAGUCAACAAGGUUGAAGCAAAUGGAAAUGGAAACACUGCUGGUGGAGCUAAGAAGUUGGUGUUUUUUGGGAAUGCGCCGAGGGCUUUUGAUCUAGAGGAUCUGUUGAGGGCUUCCGCGGAGGUGUUGGGUAAAGGGACAUUCGGGACAGCGUAUAAGGCGGUAUUGGAGUCAGGGCCAAUAGUGGCGGUGAAAAGGUUGAAGGAUGUGACAAUAAAUGAGAAGGAGUUCAGAGAGAAGAUUGAAGCAGUUGGAGCAGUAGAUCAUCAAAGUUUGGUGCCUUUAAGAGCUUACUAUUUUAGCAGGGAUGAAAAGCUUCUUGUUUAUGAUUACAUGUCAAUGGGAAGCCUCUCUGCACUUUUGCAUGGAAACAAAGGAGCAGGUAGGACACCAUUGAAUUGGGAAAUGAGAUCAAGCAUUGCACUAGGAGCAGCCCAAGGCAUUGAGUUCCUUCACUCACAAGGGCCUAAUGUUUCCCAUGGAAACAUAAAGUCAUCUAAUAUCCUCUUAACCAAGUCGUAUGAAGCAAAAGUCUCUGAUUUUGGGCUUGCACAGCUUGUUGGCCCAUCCUCUACCCCAAACCGUGUUGCUGGGUACCGUGCCCCAGAAGUAACCGAUCCUCGCAAAGUAUCUCAAAAGGCAGAUGUGUACAGUUUUGGCGUAUUGCUCUUAGAACUUCUAACAGGGAAGGCACCUACACAUGCCCUCCUAAAUGAAGAAGGGGUAGACCUUCCAAGAUGGGUUCAAUCUGUGGUUAGAGAAGAGUGGACUUCUGAGGUGUUUGAUCUCGAGCUCCUAAGGUAUCAGAAUGUUGAAGAGGAGAUGGUUCAGUUGCUUCAACUUGCUGUUGAUUGUGCAGCACAAUACCCUGAUAAGCGACCAUCGAUGUCUGAAGUCGUACGAAGCAUAGAAGAAUUACGAAGAUCUAGCUUGAAAGAUGAGCAAGACCAAAUCCAACAUGAACAAUGA